AUGGGAAAUGAUGGCGGAAGCAUUCCGACUCGUCGAGAACUCGUCAAAGAAGCGGCCCGAAAUCCCACUUCGACCGAGUUAAAGGACAAACAAAAGGAGCAUCUAGCCCAUAGAUGGUCUAUCUGUCCCAUUUCAAAUCAGCCUCUUGUCAAGCCAAUUGUGUCAGAUCACUCAGGGAACCUCUACAAUAAAGAUGCCAUCAUCCAAUUCCUACUUCCUGUCGAAGUCAGUUCGGUCGACAAGGGCGAGUACGAAAAGUUCAUUCAAGGCAGGGUCAAGAGCCUGAAAGAUGUUGUUGAAGUUCAAUUCGAGGUCGAGCAAGACGAGGAGAGCAAGGAUACCCGCUGGGUAUGCCCAAUUACCUCCAAGCGGUUGGGCCCGAGCGUGAAGGCUGUCUACAUCGUUCCGUGUGGCCACGCGUUCUCGCAGGAGGCAAUCAAGGAGAUGCAGAGCGAUGGUAAAUGUGUUCAGUGCGGCACAAAUUACGAAGAACGCGACAUUAUCCCGAUAUUGCCAAGCACCGAGAAGGAUAAAGCACAUGUUUUGGAACGACUUGACAUCUUGAAAUCUUUGGGUCUGACCCACGCAUUGAAGAAGGCCAGUGGUAGCAAGAAAAGGAAGGCAGCCGACAGCAAGGCAACCGAUGCAAAGUCUUCUGAAAUCCGGGACAAUGAUCCUGGCAGGAAAUUAAAAGUCCCAACUAAUGGGAUUGCUCGAUCUGGAACACCACAGUCUGGAACAUCCACCCCCAAGCCCUCGAAUGGCAUUAGGGACACAGCGACCGCAGAUUUAACCUCUCGAGUUUUGCAAGAGGGAGAAGUCCGGAAGAAAAGGCGCCAAGAUAACGACAAUAUCAACUCUCUUUACACUAAAAAGACCACCGGGACUGAUAACAGAAAAGGUGACUUCAUGACUAGAGGUUUUUCUAUCCCCGCCAACGCUCGCUAUGACUGA
This is a messenger RNA of Exophiala bonariae, 954 nucleotides long. RefSeq lists its product as uncharacterized. Gene Ontology annotation, cellular component: nucleus. The record is from RefSeq and is a predicted model, not a curated record. The transcript is spliced from 2 exons. Bases 1 to 954 code for a protein of 317 amino acids. NCBI's taxonomy places the organism in Eukaryota, Fungi, Ascomycota, Eurotiomycetes, Chaetothyriales, Herpotrichiellaceae. Gene Ontology annotation, biological process: site-specific DNA replication termination at RTS1 barrier; mitotic DNA replication termination.